AUGUCGACCGAACGACGAGCUACGGAUUCUGUAUGUAAGAAUAAUCGACGGAAAUCUACUCCGAUUGGGGGUGGCGAGUGAGUUUUGAUAUUGUUAUAGGUUUUUGGUGGUUUUUUUACUUUUUUGAUAAUUUUAGGUAAUGUUUUUGCUUUUUCAAACUUUUUUUGACUUUUCAAUGGCUAUAUGAUGUCUAAUUUAUAACUUUCAGACGGGACAAAAAGGACAAUUCAUUCAAAAAGACCAAGAAGUUGGUGAUAGCGGGCAAUCGAUCUGCAGAAAGAGGCAAGCCUUCUGCUACAGUCCAAAGCCCCUCAGGUGAAACACCAGACAAUGGCGUCUUCAAUCCUGAGGAGAAGUUACAGUAAGUUUUUUUUUUAAUUUUGGUUAAAGCUUUUUUCAAUAUUUGUUUUGGCAAUAUGUUGUAUUAUAUGAAGCAGCGGAUAUUGUAGUAGCUUUAUCUCUUGAACUAAAUUUUUUUUUGGUUCCAACUAUUUAGUAGCUUUGUUUCUACUGUAGCUUACUGUAACGUCCUAAUAAUUUAAAUUUCAGCCAAAAAGAAAUUGUUUUGGACGAGAGUCAAAAGUCGCACCUUGCCAAACUGGCUCGUCAGAUUAUUGGCGAUGGAAUACCCAAACUGACAGAAGAAUACGAGGGAAUUGCCAAGUAUAAACCGCCACAUCUUACUCGAGAAACUCAAGAUGCGCACAAGAAGCAAUGCAGGUACAAGGACGUCAACUGCUGGGAUCAGACUCGGAUAAAGCUCAACUUUCCGCCGGACAUUGAGAACGACUUUAUCCACGCCAAUUAUGUCACUCAUCCGCUGUUCAAAAACAAAUUCAUCUGUACUCAAGGUCCCAUGGAGCAUACAAUACUCGAGUUUUGGCGGUUGGUUUGGCAGGAGAAUGUUGUGGUAGUGAUCAUGCUGUGCCAGUGUCUUGAGUUGAAGAGGCCAAAGUGUGCGCAGGUAAGAGGGAGAAUAUGGCUACUGUAACAUCCUUGUUGCUAUUGACUCAAGCUUAUGUUUUUUCUAUUCUUAUUUUUAUGUUACAGUACUGGCCAACAGUGGUGAACACACCGAAGACAGUAGGACCAUUUACCAUCACAACCGACAAUAUUGACACAGUUACUGAUCCGAACGUCGUCUACACAGAGCUGAAGCUCGAGUACGGCGGAACGGCCAAGAAAGUCGAGCACCAUCAUUGGAUCACAUGGCCAGACAAAACGGUACCAAAAAAUGGUACUGUCGCCUUCAAACUGCUGGUCCAUCCACGGUACUACACUUGCAGUCCGAGUAUUAUUCACUGUUCGGCUGGUGUGGGACGUACUGGUACUCUGUUGAUGCUGGAGCUUUUGAUACAGUAAGUCUGUAAAACUUAUUACAGUACCUAUUUGUAGAGAAGUACUGUAGAAGCGGGCAUUGUGGCUUUUACACAAUGACAAUUUUAGGCAUAUCGUCAACUUGAAGCAGCCAAGUAUUCCGGAUCUGCUGAAGGAACUGAGAGCACAGAGAAGCCAGCUGAUCCAGACUGAAGAUCAGUAUGUGUUCAUGCACGCUGCCAUGGUACAGUAUGCUGUCCUACAGAAAGCGGUCUCUUUUGGCGAGUGUAACAGUAAGUUUUUGUUUUUUUCAUAUUACUUUGCUCUACAGCAUUCUAUUGUUUUCUUGGUUACUCUGCCCUGCGGUACACUACCUUACUCCACACUAUCCUAACCUCCUUUACUAUACCCUACUCUACCCUACUUUGCUUUACCUUAGUCAUGUUUUACUAUACCUAUAACCACCUCAAUCUUUGCAGAGUUCUUCCACCACUAUACCACCUACGUGAAGCAUUUUGCGGCCGAAACGGACGCCAAAAACAAGGCCAGAAAGGCGAGGAAACCGGCCACCAAAGCCAGAAAGGCUCACGAAGAUACGGUCGAUAAGGAUAAAGAGAAAGAAAAGGAUAAGCCGGGUGGUCUACGUGGUUUUCUGGAGAAUUUUACCAAGGAAAAGGAGGAAAAGUACAACGACGACUCGGACUCGGUCAGAAAGUGA
This is a messenger RNA of Bursaphelenchus okinawaensis, 2035 nucleotides long. The record is from the annotation of a GenBank genome assembly. Lineage: Eukaryota; Metazoa; Nematoda; Chromadorea; Rhabditida; Aphelenchoididae.